AUGUCGCAACUCGGCUUGGCCAACAACAUCGCAACGGCGACUGGCAUCCUUGGAUGCGCGUGGUGGGCAGGCGCGGGACAGUCGUUGUCCAUCUUUAGCAUGUCGGCAGCCCUGGAAACCAGCGCAGAGCCCAUUCACGCGCUGAAGCUGUGGCAAAAUAUCUUCUUGCGCGGCAAGUCACUGGGACCCAAGCUCGCCGGCGUUGCCUUCGUGUCGCUGGUCUACUCGGCUUAUGACCGGUACAGCCACGGACUGGCGUGGAAGCCGUUCGUGGUUGCCGGGGCGCUAAGCAUCGCCAUCGUACCGUACACCUUUGUCUUCAUGUCGACAACAAACGAGAAGCUUAUGGCUGGUGCGCAAGGCGUCACGGCGUUGGGAUGGUCCGAGACCAAGGAGCUGCUCACGAGGUGGCAGACGCUCAAUUUUGUAAGGAGUUUUCUGUCAAUUGCGGGAGCCGCUGUCGGGCUCUGGUACUCUGCAUUCCAGUGA
Molecule: messenger RNA, 489 nt
Organism: Colletotrichum karsti
Lineage: Eukaryota; Fungi; Ascomycota; Sordariomycetes; Glomerellales; Glomerellaceae
Exons: 2
Coding region: 1-489 (162 amino acids)
Source: RefSeq, a predicted model, not a curated record